This is a messenger RNA of Ilex paraguariensis (yerba mate), 510 nucleotides long. NCBI's taxonomy places the organism in Eukaryota, Viridiplantae, Streptophyta, Magnoliopsida, Aquifoliales, Aquifoliaceae. The record is from the annotation of a GenBank genome assembly.
AUGCUGCAGGUAUCAAGGAAAAUAGACCUGGUUUAUGGGGGAGGGAGCAUUGGUUUGAUGGGUUUGGUCUCUCAAGCUGUUUACAAUGGUGGUCGCCAUGUCAUCGGAGUUAUCCCCAAGACACUCAUGCCUAGAGAGAUAACUGGAGAAACAGUGGGAGAAGUAAAGGCCGUUGCAGGUAUGCACCAGAGAAAGGCAGAGAUGGCCAGACAUUCAGAUGCCUUUAUUGCCUUACCUGGUGGUUAUGGGACUCUUGAAGAGCUUCUUGAAGUGAUAGCUUGGGCUCAACUUGGCAUCCAUGAUAAACCGGUGGGAUUACUGAAUGUGGACGGGUACUACAACUCAUUGUUGUCAUUUAUAGACAAAGCAGUGGAGGAAGGUUUCGUAAGUCCGAGUGCACGCCAUAUCAUUGUAUCAGCCCCUACCGCGAGGGAUUUAGUCAAGAAAUUGGAGUUGCGAAACCCAACAAAACUUUGUGCACUUGUGCUUAAAGACUGGGUUCAAAGUUAA